CGAGAGUCCUCGUGCGCAUGCCCUCUUGCUCGAGGCGACCGGGAGAACUGAAACUUGGUCCUUGAUGACUGGUGGAACCCGCCGCGCAGGCGCAGUUGAGCUGAAGCCCGGGAAGCAAGGCAAGGGGGCCUCAGCUGCGCAUGCGUGCUGGGGGGACCUUGCUGGCUGCUACGGUGGUGGGGGUCGACGGAGGGCUGAGAAGAAGCGGCAAGGGGUCUCCCGGAGCCACAGAAUGGCGGACAAGAAGCGCUUAGCCUUUUCUAUCAUCCAGUUUCUUCAGGAUCAGCUGCAAAAUGGAGGCCUCUCCCCAGAUGCCCAGGAGAGCCUGGAAGUUGCCAUCCAGUGCCUCGAGACAGCUUUUGGGGUGUCCUUGGAAGACAAAGGCCUGGGCAUGUCGCAUACUCUUCCAGAGAUUUUCGAGGCUGCAGUUGCAAAGGAGCCACUGCAGAGCACCCAGAGUACCCCCACCGCUGAGCCGGUCCUCCCCUCAGAAGAGGAUGCUGCUGAGGCAGAGAGGCUGAAAGCUGAAGGAAAUGAGCAGAUGAAAGUGGAAAACUUUGAAAGUGCAGUUUUGUACUAUGGAAAAGCCAUCGAACUGAACCCGUCCAACGCGGUCUACUAUUGCAACAGGGCUGCAGCUUACAGCAAACUCGGAAACUAUGCCGGAGCAGUGAGAGACUGCGAAAGAGCCAUCCACAUCGACCCCAAAUACAGCAAAGCUUACGGCAGGAUGGGCUUAGCUCUGUCCAGCCUAAAUAAAUUCUCAGACGCCGUCAUCUACUACAGAAAAGCCCUGGAGCUUGAUCCAGACAAUGAGACCUACAAGUCAAACCUGAAAGUCACUGAGCAGAAAAUGAAGGAGGCACCAAGCCCGACAGGAGGCGCUGGAGGGUUUGACUUAGCCGGCCUGCUCAACAACCCCAGCUUCAUGAGCAUGGCUUCUAACCUGAUGAACAACCCACAAGUACAACAGCUGAUGUCAGGAAUGAUCUCAGGCAGCCACAGUCCGGUGGCGGCGCCAGGAGCCGGCUCGUCCCCCAGCGACCUCGCCAGCCUUAUCCAAGCAGGACAACAGUUUGCUCAGCAAAUGCAACAGCAGAAUCCGGAGCUUAUAGAACAGUUGCGCAGCCAAAUCAGAAGUCGAACCCCCAGUAACAGCCACGAAGAGCAGCAGGAAUGAGAGAAGGGGCAGAGCUGCUCUUCGUUGGGGAGAAGUCCUUUGCUACAGGGAAAGGAAGAGAUGACGAAGGAGCCGGGUGGCCCAUCUUUGUCUUACUUUCUCUCCAGCCGGAAAACUCCAAGAGGGACAGUGGGUGGGGGGAGCCAAACCUGACCCGACCUGCAUGUUUUAGACAAUUUCUUGUAGUCUGCUCUUGCUCCUCCCUCCCAACUGUGCCGCAGAAGAGCCAGCAAGUGUCUCCAGAAAAGACAGCAAGUUCUUGUCCACAGAUCGGUUUCAUUCUCCUGCUGUUCUUCCCCUGACUCCUCAGAAUCAGGCAAACUUGCAGUGAUCUUGGAAGACUCCCUCUCCUUAGAGAAGCUCCGCUGCUUGGACAAAUACGCCAUCCAGUCACGAGAGGGCUGGGAGUGCUGGCAAUCUUCUUUUUUUCUUCAUUUUCUUGUUCUUACCAAAUCCAGCUCCUUCCUAGUUUGGAAGGAUUUCUGUUUUGGUUUUCCCUUUACUGACUCCUUCUGGCAUCCUGCAGACCAGGAAAUGGGGUCAGCAGCACCUGGGCGGUUUGGUCUGCUUUGGGGUGCAGCUUGCUGGCCUGUAACACGAAACAGUAAAUGGGAGAAUAUAGCCAGAGGAGAAUUUUAGUGAUCCCAUAUGUGCUGGGGAAGAGGGCAGCUGAGAGCAGGAGGACAAAGCCCAUUUUCUAAAAUGUUUGCAAGGCGGUGCUCUCUUGUUUUUAAAUGGAACUCGCUAAAGAUGAGGGGAAGCAUGCAGGAAAUACUUGCACUGGCUGGGCGAGGUUUGGAGGUUCUGAGGUGCUUCAAGUUCUAGCUGGGUGUGGGUGGGAGACGAUUCUUCACACAGGUAACCCCAGCAGGGCCAGCUGCCCCCCCCCCCCAGUGGAAGCAACAGGCGUCUAUUGUGAGAUGCCUGCCUCUGCACCCAGGGCCUGCUCUUCCCCCGUGGGAAUGGGCUGAAGUGCUGCUUUGCUGGCCCAGGAAUGUUGGGCAGAGGCCAGGAAAGCAGCCCUUGGAAGUCGUCUUGUGGCUGUGGGGGCUGCAAGGGGCAGCCCUCAAAGAGCCGGGUCUCUGCCAGGGGCCCCCUGCUUGGUACCCCCCACCCUGCCCUGCCCCGCCCCCAGCCCCAGUCACACAAACCCUUCCUCUCCUCCAGUGAGUCGGCUCAAGCGGAACGCCUUGGUCAGGCUUGGCAGGGAGGCUGCCGAAGCUGGAAGAGACUCUCCAGACUCUCUUCCCACCCUCCCUUGCUGCCUCUUCUUUCCAGGGACAGACAGCUGAGCUUGCGCCAAUCCACACCUUCCUGCAGUGGGGGUGCUUUGCAUCUCCAGUCCAGAGCUGAGCCGUAGGUGCCAGGAAGACCUGCAUCUCCAUCACAGAUUGCCUGGGGUGCGGGGUUCUGUGGCAGUGCAGGUGCAGCCUCCCUCCUUGCCACCAGAACACCAGUGUGUGUGCACUCACACGUUCAACAGUGGUAGACCCCACUCCCACCCCAAUCAGGGAAAAGCCAUACGAGAUGCAUUCAAGGGCCUUCAUAAAAUAACGGGCGGGAAGGCGAUUCAGGAGUGGGGGAACAAUGCAGACCUUUUGAAGGCGCUCUGCUGCUCUGGUGGAGCUAAGAGUGUGUGGGGGGCUGCUGCUCUUACGUGCCAGGACAGCAGAGGAGGCUUACAACAGGAGGUGUGCGUUCUGUUUCCAGAAAUCGGCACAGUUUGCUCUUCGUUUCCUAAAUGUAGAGAAUAAACUUCUUUUGACACUGCC
Messenger RNA from Varanus komodoensis (Komodo dragon), 2952 nucleotides. RefSeq names its product small glutamine rich tetratricopeptide repeat co-chaperone alpha (gene SGTA). Gene Ontology annotation, cellular component: TRC complex; membrane. Bases 65 to 1180 code for a protein of 371 amino acids. The transcript is spliced from 12 exons. Lineage: Eukaryota; Metazoa; Chordata; Lepidosauria; Squamata; Varanidae. Gene Ontology annotation, biological process: post-translational protein targeting to endoplasmic reticulum membrane. The record is from RefSeq and is a predicted model, not a curated record. Gene Ontology annotation, molecular function: molecular adaptor activity; protein binding.